UAAAAAAAAAAUUUCACUCAACUGUUUUUCGAUAGUGCGUAAGCCUAAUGUUAAUGUGUGUGGUAUAUAUAAUUAAUUAUUUUUCGUGAUUAGACCAUUUUUUGAAUGACAGAUACAAUAAUAAAUAUAUAGAUUGUACAUCUACUCAUUGAACUGUACAUAAAUAUAGCAACUAUUUAUUUAAAUUAACAUUUAUAUUAGUAAAAUAAAUUAGAUAAUUGCAAUAAACCAUGGCAGUAAAUAUGUUUAGUGUUGUUGAUUAUUAUUUUACUGAUGUUUCACGUAAAUAUUCAUGUGGGUACUGUAAAAAACGUAAUUCCUACAAACGACAUGGUAUGUGGGCGCAUUCAUUGACAGUUCAAGAUUAUCAAGCCCUAAUUGACAGAGGCUGGAGGAGAAGUGGAUCUUAUUGUUACAAACCGCUCAAUGAUGAAACAUGCUGUCCUAUGUACACUAUUAAAUGCGAAGCAUUAAAUUUAAUUGUCAGCAAAUCACAAAAAAAAAUAAUAAAACGCGUAACAAAAUUUUUAAAAGACGGAAAAAAAGAUGAUGACGAUGAUCAUUACAAUGAAAAAAGAAAUAAAAGAACUAAAAUUCAUCAUAAUAAACCUAAUGACGUAGAUGUUUGCAGUAUAAUGGAGCCAGAUUACGCUGAACAUGCUGCGAAAAGUAAAUUUGAGAUUUUAGAGACAGAAAAAAUGUCUGUGGACAUGGAUUGUGAUAACAAACGCGAUAAAUGUUGUAACAAUAGUCAUGAUGACGGUGAUCAUGUUAAUAGCCAACAAGUAAAUAAUGAAAUUGAUAAUACUCAAAUGCAACCUGUGACAAUGGUGCAAGAUACUAACGAAUAUGCUAAUUGUAUAUCUCAGUCAUCGUGUAGUAAAAUUGAUAAAAAAAUUACCAGUGAGUCGACGUCGAGUCAUGAGGACAGCGGAUUGCCGCGAAAAGCUAAAUUAAUUAGAAUCGAGCGAGCUAGAAGCCGUUUACUUGCUAAGGGCAAGACUUUGGAAGAGAUCGAAGCGUAUUAUAAGAAGAAAAAAGAUAAAAAUAAACCUAAAACCAUUGAUGAGUUGUUGAAUUUUGUCACUGGUGGUGUCAAUGAAUUACAAGUGAAAUUAGUACGAGUAUCCUCAGAAGAAUUCAUGGAAACUUUAGAUGAGUGUGUAGAAUUAUUUAAAAAGUAUCAAAUCGCUGUACAUAAUGACGAACCAGAUGAAUGUGAUAAACAAUCAUUUCUUAAUUUUUUAGGGAAGACUCCAUUAAAACACUGGAAACCAGAAUCGGGGCCGCCACUGGGAUAUGGUUCAUUCCACCAACAAUAUUGGCUAAAUAAUAAAUUAAUGGCUGUUGGUGUAAUAGAUAUAUUACCUUCAUGUGUAUCAAGUGUUUAUUUUUUCUACGAUCCAGCGUACUCUUUUCUUUCGCUCGGUACUUACAGUUCUUUAAUGGAAGUACGUUUGGUAAGGGAAUUAAACAAAACAGUACCCGAUUUAAAAUAUUAUUACAUGGGUUAUUAUAUUCACACGAUUCCAAAGAUGCGUUACAAAGCUAAAAUGCGUCCAUCAAAAUUGUUGUGUCCUGAAACUUACAAGUGGUUUGAUAUCGACAAAUGCAUACCAAAACUUAAUGAAACCAAAUACUCGAGACUUAAUGAUGAUCUGGAUGCACUCGACGAGGACGGUAUCAUUAAUUCCGACGCGUUAAUGCAGGUUCGUGUUUACUAUCGUGGAAAAAUGACAUAUCAAAAUGUAAGAGGAAUAAGGCGGAUGUUUGGUGAUAAAAAAGAUGACAGUAAUGAAGUUAAAGAAUACGCAGAACUUGUUGGUAAAAAAUGUGCUCACAAUAUGUAUCUACGAUGAAGGAGCAACUACAACUAACCAGUACUAGUUGUACUAAACUAUAGUUUUAUCCAAUAGUACAAAUGGCACCAGGAUAAUUGGAAUUACAAGUUAGUAAAGACGAAGAUCUAAAAAAAAUUGUAAAAAAAAUUUUGAGCAAUGUCCUAGCGAUGAAGGAGCAACUACAAUUUAUCAGUACCGCUUGUACUAUAGUUUUAUCUAAUAUAAUACAUGCGAUAUCGACUAAAAUUGGAAUUACAAGUUAGAACUGGUAAUGAUCUAAGAAAAUUUAUGUAAUAAAUUUUGAUAAUUAAUGAUUUUUGUCCCAGUGGUGAAGGAGCAACUACAACUACUCAGGGCCGUAUGAGUGAUAAUUUUAUCUAAUUUUACAACACAAAUGGCACUGGGUAACUAGAAGUAUUAAUAUUGGUAAUGAUAAAAACAUUAUUUAAUAAAUUUUGACAAUCAUUGAUUUUUGUUUCAGUAAUGAAGGAGCAACUCCAACUACCCAGUGCCAUUCAUGCAUUAUAAUUUUACAUAAUAGUGUAAAUGGCACUGGAUAAUUCGAGUUACAAGUUAGUAAAGACGAUGAUCUAAAAAAAAUUUGAGUAAUGUCCUAGCGAUGAAGGGGCAACUACAAUUACUCAGUACUGACCCGUACUAUACUUGUUUCUAUACAGUACAAGAAGUACUGAGUAAUUGAAGUAACAAAUAUUGAACCGCCCCAAUAUUAUUUUAUAAAUAGAAGUGCUGAAAUCAAAAAUUCAUAGUGGAAAAUUAAUUAAAGCAGUUGUGAAUUAAUAAAUGUAAAAACAAUAUAGUUACAAUUACUCAGUAUGGCCCGUGUUUUACGUUUUACAAGUACAGUACAAGCAGUACUAAGGUAUUGGAACCCCAGUUUGUAAGUAUAUAUUAAAUGAAAUUUAUCAAUGAUGAAAAAGCAACACAAUGACCCAGUACUACCCGUACUCUAUUUUUUUCUUUAUACAGUACAGGUGGUACCGGGUAAUUGUAAUUACAAGUUAGUACUGGGAAUGAUCUGAUAAAAAAAAAUUGAGUAAUGUUCCAGCGAUGAAAAUGGAACUUCAAUUACUCGAGUGCCAGCCGAACUGAAAUUUUUACAGUAAGGCUGUACCAAGUUAUUGCAGUCACAAAUGUUAAUUAUUAUUAGCAAGUGUCCAAGGAAAGAAAUUAAUGAUGAAAAGCAGCCACAAUUACUCGAGUAACGACUUGACUGAAAUUUAAAAUUUUUUUAGUACAAGCGGUACCAAGUUUUCAGAGUUGCAAAUAUUGUACUUAUAAUUGAUCAAAUGCUGAAAAGAAAAAUAUUUCAUGCGAUGAAAAAGCAACCACCAUAACUGGUAUUGGUAACACUUUAUUUUUACCAAUAAAGUAUACCAAUACCACAUAAUUGAAGUUACCAAUGUUAACUACGAUUAACGAGUGUCCAAUGAAAAUAAUUAAUGAUGAUCAGCAACCACAACUACUUGAGUACUGACCGUACUAGAAUUUAAAUCUUUAUAGUACAGGCGGUAUUCAGUUUUCGGAGUUACUAGUAUUAAUUAUUAGCAAAUGACCAACGAAAAAUAUUGAAUAAAUAAUAUGCGAUGAAAAAGUAGCCCACAAUUGCCCUGUUCUACUAAUACGUAAAUUAAAAAUAUUUACAGUAUGAGUAGUACUAAGGGAUCGUAAGUACAAUCUUACAUUAAUGAUCAUCGGAAAAAUAUGUAUUAAAUUUGAAUGAUAAAAAGCGUUGAUAAUAUUCGAGUGACUUAAGACAAUUGCAAAUACCCGUGCAUCUCUUGUUCUAUAUAUAGUUUUAUAAAUACUAAACAAGAAAUACUGAGUAAUUGAAAUUACUUCACAGAAAUGAUGAGAAAAUUUCUUCACUGAUUGAUGAACCUGAUGAACAAAUAUUGAAAUAUCUAUUUAUUUUUUUAUGAAAAUAAUUACAGGGUAAAAUGAUAACUACGACUCUGGUGUCGCUAAUUAAUUAAAAUUUUUUUUCAUUGUCAAUUAAAUAUUUUCCUAAUGACAAACUAAUUGACAAACCGAUGAAAGAGUAACUACAAUUAACAGAGUACAGAGUGAUCCAUAUUUUUAUCAAUACAGUUCAGUCUGUACUCAGUAAACGGAGUUACAAAAAAAUUUUAAAUACCUAAUAUUAAUUGCAAGCUUUAAAAAGAUGACAUGAAACUACAAGUACUCGAGUACUACCUAUACGGUAUUUUUUACAUAUAUAUAUAUACAGUACAAGUAGUACCUAUUUACUGAAGUGACAAAUAAUUGACACAAGUGCUGAUAAAUAAAAUAAUUAAGCGAUGAAAAAGCAACCACUAUUGCCCAGUGCCAACUGUACUAUGAAUUUUAUUACAUGGUACAAAAAACACCAAGUAAAUGAAGCUACAAAUAUUAGGUAAUAUAAAUAUAUGUACAAAUAAAAAUUUUAAAUUUAAGUGAAAGUGAAAAAAAAGUCACUGCAAUUACCCAGAACAAUCCUAUCUAUGAAUUAAUAACGUAGUAUAUAAAUGUACUGAGUAAAUGGAAUUACAAAAGUAUGAAAUAGAUAAAUUACGUGAAAAAAAAAUCACAACCACUUGAUAACGCACAUGAUAUAAAAUUUCCACUUUUAUACCCUGAGCGGUAUCUAGUUAUUGAGAUUACAGCAGCUGAGAAUUGUUAAAUAAAGAUUAAGAUGAAUUGAAGCGAUGAAGAUGCGACUUGAAUAACUUGGUACUAGACAGAGCGUUAAUUUUUAAAAACGCCGUGUAUAGUGCCAUGUCAUUGAAGAAGCUGGCGUUGAAAAUUAUGAAGUAGAGCUGAAGAUAAAGGAAAGCGGUACAGAAGCUACUGCAAUUUAUUUAGCACUCGACAGAGUUUUUAUCCACACUGUGCCAAGAAUUAAACAUUUGGAGUAACUAGAGUUGAAAAUUAUUAAAUAAAACUGAAGAUAAAGUGACGCUAGCAGAAGCUACUGCAGUUGGUGUGGUAAUCCAUAAAGUUUUUAUCUUUACACUUUUUGUAGAACCAACCAACUGGAGUAACUGGUGUUUAAAAUUAUUAAGUAAAGGUGACGAUAAAGUAAAGCAGUAGAAAAGCUACCAGAAUAAUACGGUACUGCUUUUCAGUUAAAUUUUAUGCCAACAGUAAAAGUAGCUCCGCAUUAUUUAAGUAACUGGUGUUGAAAAUUAUCAAGUAAAGUUGAAGAUGAAAUAAAGCAGCGUAGAAGCCACUACAAAGGAUUUGGCAAUAUACGAAGUUUUUAUCUUCACACUUUGCAUAGAGCCAAAUCAUUGAAGUAACUGGUAUUGAAAAUUAUUUAACGAAGCUAAAGAUAAAGUGAAGCAAUGCAGAAGCUACUGCAAUUGAUUUGGUAAGAUGUGAAGUUUUUAUUAUCACACUUCGCAUAGAGCCAAAUAACUGAAGUAACUGGUGUUUAAAAUUAUUAAGUAAAGCUGAAGAUAAAGUGAAACGAUGAAGAAGCAAUUAGAAUAAUUCGACGGUGUAGAAAUUAUUAAAUAAAGUUGGAGAUAAAGUAAAGCGAUGCAGAAGCUACAACAAUAACUUGGUAUUAGGCACAGUGUUAAUUUUUAUCUUAACAAUGUGGAUAGUGACCAUGUUAUUGAUGGAAUAAGCAUUGUAAAUUAUUAAAUAAAGUUGGACGUAAAGCAAAGCGAUCAAGAAGCCACUGCAGUUUAUUUGGUUCAAGAUAUAGUUCUUAUCCUCACACUCUGUCUAGAAUCGAAUCAUUGAAGUAACAGGUAUUGAAAAUUGCUAAAUAAAUUUUAAAAUAGAUUAAAGCGAAGAAAUAAUAACUACAAGUACUCGAUACUGUACGCAAUAUACAUUUGAAUCGCUAAAUUACGCCCAGUAUGGAAUUAUUGGAGUUAAAAUAUUUGAAAAUUGUUGAAUAAACUUUAAAAUAGAGUAAAGCGAAGAAAUAGUAACCACAAGUACUUGAUGCUGUGUGCAAUUUAAAUUUUUAUCUCUAAAUUACACGCAACAUGAAGUUAUUGGAGUUACAGAGUACUUGAAAAUCGUUAAAUAAACUUUAAAAUAGAGUAAAGCGAAGAAGUUGUAACUACAACGACUGAGUACUGGAUGUAAUUAUUAAUUAUAUCUCUAAAUUACACGCAGUACGUAGCUAUUGAAGUUACAGUAAUUUAAAAUAGUUAAUUAAAAGCGAUGAAGAAGCAACUAAAAUAAUUUGGCGUUGCUAGGCUAUAAAUGUUCUCAUCUUUAUAGCACUAACACUGCCAAAAUUUUACAGUUACAAUUGAAGAAAUAGAAUUUAAACAUUUUAAAUUUAUUAAUAAAUGUCUUAAUUAUUAAAUUUAAAUAAAAUCUGAUAAAAAAAAUUAAUUUAUCUACUAGUACCCGCACUGUAAUUUUUUUUAUUUGCACAGUUCACGGAGUAAUAAGUUAUUGAAAGCACGCUGUUGCAUGCAAUUGAUGUAAAUUUCUGAGCAAGCUAUGUAGAAAAUUGUUAACUAAUUAAUUUAUAAUUUACAAACUUGUCCGGUUGUGUUAUGAGCCGAUCACUUGAAAUAAAUUAAAUUAUAAUUUGAAACACGUGAAUCAAAAAAAUUAAUUACUAAUUUAAUUAUGAAGAUUUAAAAUUUGAAUUUUGAAAAGUGAUAAUAAUUUUUGUAAGUUAAAAAUAAUGAAUAUACGGUAACUGAACGCGAGAAGUUAAACUCUAAGGGCUAUGUUAAAAUAUAAGUACUUGAAUAUUACGAACGUUCAAGAAGACGAUCUAAGUAAAACUAACCAUCGGGCACCAGGUCUUCGGUUUAUAAAAUAAUCGAGGUAUACCCCAGGGGUAGGAAGAAAUAAGCCAAUAAAAUUGAAGGGCUGUCAUUUGUGAAAUUUUACUGAAUAAAUUAGUAUGCAAAGAAGGGACAGAAGCAGCUGAUUGGUUGUUACAGGAAGUGUAAGACAGAAAAUAGGGAAGAAAGAAAUGAGACUCCUUGGUGUUGCAAGUACACAGGCUUUGGGCUACUUAAGUAUUAUCUAAGUGCCGGGGAUUAAUUGACGUCAAUACUUGGAAAGUAAUAAAUAUUUGAGGAAUAAUAUAGUAAAGUCUUUAAGUAUAACUAAAGACAAUCCAUGUUUGUUGAGUACUAGAAUAGUUUCUUCGCUGAAGAUUUGCUGACGUCUAGUCAUGAAGGAUUUGGAGAUUCCGUAUGAUAAUAAUGCAUAACAGUAAUCUCUUAAUUCUUAAAUAAAAAUAAAAGUGACACAUCCAAAGACGAUGACAAAUUUAUUUGUAUAACUAAGCUUGGAUAGUUUUAAAUGUUCAAUCAGAUAGGCAUUUAUUUUAAUAUCCUUCAGAAAAUUUCUUCAGAACCAGAGUAAAGAAAAUGAUUUAUUGCCAGGAUUAAAUUAGAAAAUCUAGUGUCAUUAUUAUUUAUUUUCUCGGAAAUAGUUUAAAUAAUUUCUCUAAAAAUAAUUUGUAAUUGGAAUAAACUUGAGAGAGAAGUGAAAAGCAGAAAAAAAUUUUUUUUGUCAUACUAAUUUAAAAAAUUUUAAAUUAGGGGUAUUUAUCAGCUUAUAAAUAAUUGAUUGAAAUUUUAUAAAAUAUAACUAUUUAUCUUAUUACUAAUUCCAAAAGGACACAUUUUUAUUCACUCUUUUGGCUUCAUAAACAAAAGCGUAACUCAAACUCUAUGUCCUUUUGACAUUCAAAAUUUUUUUUUCAAGUUUGAGCUUGAAAAUAAGUAUCUAAUACCGCGUUAUGGCCAAGUCACCCGAGUUCACAUUAAAUUAAUAUUUGAAGUUUUUUAAUAAUUUACAUAUUUUUUUCUUCAUUGGCUUUUUUAUGAUAAAGAUGACGUAUGCAAUAAUAGUUGAUAUAUAUAAUAUAUAUAUAUCCUAGGGCGAAGAUAUUUUUUUUUGUUUUUCACUCCAAGUAGCGAAUAAUAUUUGUAUCGUGGAUAUUAAAUAAAUGUACAAACUUUUUUUUUCUUUAGGAAAACCAAGCAAUGGCGUCUCUUCAAAUCCUUGUUCGUCAAAUCCCCUCGGCA
Microplitis demolitor is the source of this 7864-nucleotide messenger RNA. It is a transcript of the gene Ate1, whose product is annotated as arginyl-tRNA--protein transferase 1. Lineage: Eukaryota; Metazoa; Arthropoda; Insecta; Hymenoptera; Braconidae. Gene Ontology annotation, biological process: protein arginylation. The transcript is spliced from 9 exons. The record is from RefSeq and is a predicted model, not a curated record. Gene Ontology annotation, cellular component: cytoplasm. Bases 231 to 1859 code for a protein of 542 amino acids. Gene Ontology annotation, molecular function: arginyl-tRNA--protein transferase activity.